This is a messenger RNA of Loxodonta africana (African savanna elephant), 9266 nucleotides long. It is a transcript of the gene ZNF7, whose product is annotated as zinc finger protein 7. Gene Ontology annotation, biological process: negative regulation of transcription by RNA polymerase II. The transcript is spliced from 5 exons. The record is from RefSeq and is a predicted model, not a curated record. NCBI's taxonomy places the organism in Eukaryota, Metazoa, Chordata, Mammalia, Proboscidea, Elephantidae. The coding region runs from base 848 to 2629 and encodes 593 amino acids. Gene Ontology annotation, molecular function: DNA-binding transcription repressor activity, RNA polymerase II-specific; RNA polymerase II cis-regulatory region sequence-specific DNA binding.
AGUCCUCAGGGGAGGCCGGGCGCGGGCGCCCAAGGCCCGUUUCCGGUGUCAUCGCGCGGGCGAAACUCGGGCGGUCCUCUGGGAGGGACUCUCUUGGCCAGGACGUGUGGAUGCCCACCACCCACAAGCCUCAUGGUAGGAAGCCCGACGACAGCUCCAUGCCCUCGUUUGCCCCAUGAGGGCCUCAACCUCCAUCUUCGCUGCUGGGCCCUGGGCCCAGUCCCUGCUUGACCCUCACCUAGGCAUGCCCCUUUUGUUCCCACCCCCAAGAUAGACAAACUGCUGCCCAGACCUGGGCCCGACUGAGGCUCAGAGGGGAGAGGGUGUGUGCCAUUGCUGUGGUCUGGGUCCUUAUGGUUCUGUCAGGCUGCCCCUCCCCCUGGGUUUUAGAGCCACAGGGGCCUUGAUGACCACCUGCCCAACCCCAUGGUGCCCCUGCCAGAGACAGGCCAUGAGGCGGUGCCAGGGUGGGGUGGCACCCAGGCCUUCCUGGGGCACUGUGUGUGUGUUUUCAGGAAACGGUGACAUUUGGUGACGUGGCUGUACACUUCUCACGGGAGGAGUGGCAGUGUCUGGACCCGGGCCAGAGAGCGCUCUACAGGGAGGUGAUGCUGGAGAACCACAGCAGUGUGGCUGGACUCGGAGCCCUGAUGGUGCAGUGGUUAACACGCUUGGCUGCUAACUGAAAGCAGGAGUCCUGGUCUUCAAGCCUGAGCUUAUAUCCCGUCUGGAGCAGGGGCAGGAGCCAUGGGUGCUGGACCUGCAGGGAUCGGAGGGCAGAGAGACACCAAGGACCUCCCAGACAGAGUCUACUAUUAGGACUGAUAAUGAGCAGGCUUGUGAGGAAAUGGAUAUUCUGAAAUCAGAAUUAAAUGGAAUGAGGAUCAAAAUCCCCCCACAGGAUAUUCCUCCAAGUCCUGGCUUUGCAGACUCUUCAGAUUCUGAGGUCUGGCUAGAGAAUAGUCAGAGCAGACCUCCUAGGCUGACGGUGAUGAACUCCCUCUUCCAGAAAAACUGUUUAAAUAAAGGGACCGUGACGCUCAAGAAGACCUUCACCCAGAAGUCCCAGGAAUGUAAUGAGGUGGGGAACAGUGGCAGCCUGGACUGUAAACUUAAUGAGAAUCAGAGAGAUACUGCUGAAGAGAUAGUAGAGAGAUGUGAUGGGUGUGGCAGAAGUUUCAGAUCCAUUUCAGACAUUCCUGUACGCUGGGAAGUUAACAAGCAAAAGAAACUUAACAGAUGUCAGGAAUGCCAAAAAAAAUUAUCUCAUUGCUUACAGGGGAAACAUCAAAAUAAUUGCCAAGGAGAGAAACAGUAUGAAUGUGAGGAAUGUGGAAAAGUCUUCAGGUUGUGUUCACAGCUUAAUCAGCAUCAGAGAAUCCACACUGGAGAGAAACCAUUUAAGUGCACUGAGUGUGGAAAAGCCUUCCGCCUGAGCUCCAAACUUAUUCAGCAUCAGAGAGUUCACACUGGAGAGAAACCCUACAGGUGUGAGGAGUGUGGAAAAGCCUUUGGUCAGAGCUCAAGCCUCAUCCACCAUCAGAGAAUUCACACAGGAGAGAGGCCCUAUGGUUGUCAUGAAUGUGGGAAAGCCUUCAGUCAGCAGUCCCAGCUGAUCAGACAUCAGAGGACUCAUACUGGAGAGAGGCCCUACAUGUGUAAGGAAUGUGGGAAGGCCUUCAGCCAGAGCUCAACUCUAGCUCAGCAUCAGAGAAUGCACACUGGGGAGAAAUCUCAAAUCUCGAGAACCUUGGAUAAUCCAAGCCUUACUUCACAUCAAAGAGUUCACACUGUAGAGAAACCAUUUAAAUGUGAUGAAUGUGGGAAAGCUUUUAGGUGGAUCUCUCGCCUUAGUCAGCAUCAGUUAAUCCAUACUGGAGAGAAACCUUAUAAAUGUAACAAAUGUACAAAAGCCUUUGGUUGUAGCUCACGGCUUAUUCGCCAUCAGCGAACUCACACUGGAGAAAAGCCAUUUAAGUGCGAUGAAUGUGGGAAGGGCUUUGUCCAGGGCUCACAUCUUAUUCAGCAUCAGAGAAUUCACACCGGCGAGAAACCUUAUGCAUGUCAUGACUGUGGCAAAGCCUUUAGUCAGAGCUCAAGCCUUAUUUACCACCAGAGAAUCCAUAAGGGAGAGAAACCCUAUGAAUGCCUCGAAUGUGGAAAAGCCUUCAGUAUGAGCACACAACUUACGAUUCAUCAAAGGAUUCACACCGGAGAGAGGCCCUACAAGUGUAAUGAAUGUGGGAAAGCCUUCAGUCAAAAUUCAACCCUUUUCCAGCACCAGAUAAUUCAUGCUGGAGUGAAGCCAUAUGAAUGUAGUGAAUGUGGGAAGGCAUUUAGUCGCAGUUCAUAUCUUAUUGAACACCAGAGAAUUCACACAAGAGCCCAGUGGUAUUAUGAAUAUGGGAAUGCCCUGGAAGGUUCAACCUUUGUGAGCCGUAAAAAAGUUAAUACUAUAAAGAAACUACAUAAAUGUAAUGAAUGUGAGAAAAUAUUCAGGUGGCGCUCACACCUAAUUAUACACCAGAGAAUUCACACUGGAGAGAAACCUUAUAAGUGUAAUGAGUGUGGGAAAGCUUUUAAUCGCAGCUCAAGACUCACUCACCAUCAGAAAAGUCAUAUGGGGUAGACCAUUUACAUUUAUAAUGUGAAUAAACCUACAGCCUUAAGUCACUUCAUAUGGGUUAUUUAUACUGUCAACAAUUUAGAAUGUUGAGAAAGAUUUAAUUGUUCUCAAGAAAGAGAACAUCCAAAUUCGUACAAAAUGUAUGUUAUUUGCUGGUAUGUCUGAUCUUAUUUAAUUCAAUAAAGCCUGUGUCCCUCACAUUCAAGGUGCACAUCUGUAGAGUUUCGAGUUCAUAGACGAUUCCAGGUCCCUGAGUAUGGGAAAGCUGUGUACAAAACACCAUUUGAGCUCUGCCAAACUGAGUAGGUGAAAAAAGUUACUCUAAAUGUUUUCCUUUUAGGAUCAGUUACUCAAAAGUGGUUUAAGCAAUAAAGAAAUUGAUUAGCUCUCAUGAGAUAAAGUCCAGAAGAACACUACCUAGGCUUCCUUUCUCCUAACUUCUUCACUUGACUCCUUUUCUUUAAAACUCCCCACACAUUGGAGCAACCCAGGGAUCCAGCCCCUUCCUCUUCAGAGGCAGGGCUGGGCUGGCAAAGUACCCAUUACUUUUGUGGGUAUCAUUCACAGAGCACAGAUUUUGUGCCAGCACUCCAAAAACAGCCCUGGUGUCAUGACAGGGGUUUUUGGAGUCACACCUGGGGACCAUGGAUUUACUGUUUGAUCCUGAGACAUCACCUGCCCUCCCUGAAAUUCAGAGUCUAUUUCCUUAUCUGAAAAUAUGCAGCAUUAGAGGGUAGUUAAAAGGAUUAAACAAUGCACAAGAACACCUUUCACUGUGCCUGGCAGAAAAUAAGCACUGGUUAAAUUCUCUUACCCUACUUGGCCAACAAUCCCAGAGCCAAGACUUCUUAAACCAGCAUUCCCAGCCAUGCUUCACCUUGUCGACACCAACCACGUGGGCUAGAUGACCUGUCUCGCAUUGGCCCAGCUCUCCACUUUACAGAAGAUGCCAGCCAGAGCUUAGGACAUGUGUUUAUUGCUGCAUAACAAAUGACCUCAAAACCUGCCUUAAAACAACUGUCGAGAACUGAAGGGUCUGAGAUUUUACCCUUCUACAUGCUAUCAAGUUAAUGGAUGUGGCAAAGGAUACCAGAUUCUUCACAGCAGAAGCUGUAGUCAGGUGUUAAUGUGACAUCCAUUCCCACAGCACCCACUGAGUCCCAUGGUUCUGUGCACACAGUGUGGGUGUCACAGCAGGGACCAUUAAGCUCAGGAACUUGCAGCUUUUAUAAUGAAUGGUAAGCAAGCUGCUCUGUCCUCUGGAGACAUUACCUCAUCCCUUGAGGUUGCUUGCUGUCAACACAAACUUGAGGCAAAUAACGGUAAGACCAUAUGGCAAGAACGUGCAGGUGAGUUUGGACCCAUGGCGCAGCGCCUCUCCCAGCAGCCUGCCCCUCAACCUGGUACAAUCUUGGAUGAAUUUGAAUUUUCACAUGAGUCUCCCCUCCACUGGCCACUCAUGUUAACCUAAUCUGAGGCGCUGGGACCAAAUCCAUUUGUCUGACACCUCCAGGACUGACCUGAAUCCUACCCCUGGGUCGUGGGCUUCCCAACUAUGAACAAGUCCAGGGGACUAGUAGGUCUUAUUUCAGACAGCCAGGAUGUGGCCCAAGGCCAGUCUAUUCUACACAAUGACUCGCACGAGAUCUUUGCACUCAUUGCCAAUAAUUGCCAUCGAGUUGGCUCUGGCACAUAGCAACCCUAUCUAUGUGUAGAACUUCCCAUAGGGUUUUCUUUAUGGUGGAACCCGUGGCACAGUGGAUAAGAGCUAUGGCUGUUAACCAAAAGGUUGGCAGUUCAAAUUCACCAGUCACUCCUUGGAAACCCUAUUGGGCAGUUCUACUCUGUCCUAAAGGGUUGUUACGGGUUGGAAUCAACUCAACUGCGAUGAGUGUUUCUUUUUAAAUAUCUUUAUGGGAGCAGACCACCAGGUGUUUUCUCCCAUGGAGCCAUUGAUGGGUUCAAACUGCCAACCUUUUGGUUAGCAGUCGAGUGCUUAACCAUUGUGCCACUAGGGCUCCUAGUACCAAUAAUCACAGGUGUAAUAAUUGUUUGAAAAGUUCUCCCAUCCCUAAUGGAGAGAGACUUUGUGGCCCAUCCCCCCACAUACAAACAUGUAACCUAAGGGGACACAGGUCGGUCACUCACACUGGGCACUGUCACCGUCAAAUUGCAGCUUCGAUUGGCAUGGAUGGCAUAACCUAGGGCAGUUUGGGCAUCAGAGGUGUGUAUGUUCAUAUCAGAUUUGAAGCAAGAUUGUGCUUGCCCGCGUUUGCACAUGUACUAGAGAAGUUCAAGUGCUGUCGGAAUAGUUCAGAACCACUCUUGUCCACGUGAGUUCUGUCCUUACAGCACAUGGAUGGAGAUGCUAAACCAGGUUAAUUGCCAGCCACUGCUGCUCAACCUGGGUACACUGUGUGAUUGGUUUGAUUGAUGGCAUGCCUAUAUUGACUGGGUGCAGUGCUAGAUCUAGAGCGUUGGCUGUCGGCUGUCGCUCUCCCCCCAACUGCACCUUCAGGGAUCUAAAGUGUUCCCUCCCCAGGUGCCAGGAUUGUCGUUCAGCCAAGAAUUAGUGUGCCCCAUUUCAGUUAGCUGUUACAUCACCUUUCCUCCUGCCUUCCCCAACUCACACUCAGACCUUUUGUCCAGAAGGGUCAGGUACGUGAGGAACAGGCAGUUUUGUAAGCUGUGAACCCCCCACCUUGGUAGUGUAGGCUACUGUGAAGCAAGUAACAUACUCAACCAAUCGGUCAUUACCUUUUUAUCUAGGACAGCUGGGCAAACUUUGUCUUUAAAGGGCCAUACAGUAAAUAGGUUUUGCAGGCCACCCAACAAUGGACAAUAGUCAAGGUACUCAAUGGCAUUGGGAUUGCUGAGUGUGGAGAGGACCAGAUUUCUGAUACCCUCCCUCACCUCCUCCUGGUCCACAUGCCUUAGUAAGGCAGUCUGGUCACUGAAUGUGGCUGUCCACAGAAAGUGGUCAUCUCCUCUCACCUACUUCCUGGGUCACCAUGAUCAGGCCAAAAGAGGUGGAAGGUGAUAUAGACUGUUUUGAAAAUUCUAGAUUCCGCCCUGGCAUGGUGCUUUUUUCUUUCCUGUAACAGCAAAUGCAGGGUGGACAAAAAGGGGCUGGCAAGAGUCACACUUAAUUCAUGUUCAGCACCUGGAUUCUCUUGUUAACAGUAACACGGUCCUUGAUCAGGGGCUGGCAAACUAUGGCUAGCGGGCCAAACCUGGUCUGCAGCCUGCUUUUGUAUGGCCUGAGGGCUAAGAAUGGUUUUUACAUUUUUAAAUAGUUGAAAAAUAAUAUUUUGUGACAUUCGAAAAUUAUAUGAAAUUCAAAUUUCAGUGUGCAUGAACUAAGUUUUAUUGGACCACAGACAUCCAUUUGUGUAUCUCCUCUGGCUGCUUUCGCAGUGUUCUCCAUUGCACUAGCCUGCCUCACCCUCGCGAGCUCUUGGAUGAAAACUUCAUGCCCUCAGCCUUUGAAGAAUUCCUUUUCCUCUGUGCACUUCUUAGUGGCUUGUUCACCUAAAUGUCCCAAUAAACUGAAGCAAGUCUCAAUCAACUGCGAAUGAGGCAGUUCGGUCAAUUCAAUAGAAUUAAAUCUAAGUCCUACAUUCUGGUCUGGCAGAAGUCAGGCCACAUGAUUCCAGCAUGAGUGUGGCAGGGGCUGUGCUGACAGGCAUCUGAGAGAUGGUACUGUUGCUUUCAAGGAGUGUGGCCUUGGACAAGCUACUUAAUCUCUCUGCUCAUCCAUAAAAUGAUAUGCACAAGCAAACACGUUCAAUGCAAACUGCUGCACAGCUCUGCCUCACAAGGUGCGUGCACUGCUUGGUUUGCCGCAUGGAAGAGGUGGUGGCUGGGGCUCUUAGAAGGCUGCCCAGGGGCAGUACAGAAAUACUCUGCUCUACUGUCAAGCUAUACAUCUAAUCUGGGGUUCCAUAAACAUCACAGUAAACUCAUUUUAAACACUUUCAGAAUUUUAUUUCAGACUAGAUUUUAAACAUUUUGGAUUUUUAUUUUGGAGACCAAUUAAUGAAAAUAAACCCACACUUUUGAUCUGAAAUUGUUAUCUCAGAUUAAUCUUUGUGAUGUUGAAUCUGAACUAUGUUAAGCUUUCUAAAAGCUUCACAAACAAAAUGGAGCCAAGCGAGGGUAGGCCUGGAUCCAGUCCCCAAUAUGGCAGCUUAUUCAAAGCCCCAGCGGUGUUUGCUGAGCAAAGCUAUAAUGCAUUGGGGUAGCAUCCAGGUAGAAGCUCACUGGCACAAAGAGUUCCCACAGAGAACUAAUACUAAGUAAAGCCAAGAGAAGUGAAAGGGGCGAUUUUCCAGACACAAGUGUCUGUCCCUCCUGCAAGGGGACAAAGGUGGAAUGACAGCCCCUGUAGUCUGGUGGUGGAGACUGACACCCACCGGAUGGACAGUCACGCUGCAUCCCAAGGGAAGUCCUGUGGGCUCAUGGGGAGGCCACCACCCAAGCUUGGGGUGAGGGAGGUGGACAGCUGGAGCAGGGCUCAGCAAACUCACUGGAGGCCCAAAUUCCAUGGCCACCUGGUUUCUAUCGUAAGGACUUAAAGCUAAGAAUGGUUUUUAAAUGGUUGGAAAAAAAGGCAUAUAAAAAUAUUUCACAACACAUGAAACUGAAAUUUCAGCAUCCCUAAAUAAAGCUUUAUUGGAAUGCAGCCACGCCCACUUGUGUACUUACUGUCUGUGGUGCUAUGGCUGUCCUGACAGGCAGAGCUAUACAAGGCACCAGGCUAGUAACUCAGGCUCUGCUUACAGGACAAAGGGGCCACCUGUAUGGCCCAGAAGGCAGAGGGGCCCACAAAGUCCUGUUCUCACAUACUGUUUGAAGCUUGUGACCUCUGAGCCUCAGUAUACCUAUGAAACGGAAAAACAACUUUUAUCUGUAAGGAUUACUGCAAGGCUUGAGGUCAUGUUUGCAAAUGACAACCCUGUCCUGCCCCCAGAGGAUACUCUUGGUGUGGGUGACAAUGACCCUGGUCCCUGAAGAAGGGGUUUACAUGUUUCUCACACACCCAAGACACAGCCUCCCCUCACUGCCACCAAGCCUGUGAUUUAAAGGGUGUUCCAGCUCCCACAGUCCACAGGGCUUCUUGGCAGCAGGGCGCAUUGUGAGAAACUUGGCCAGGAGGCCAUACAGAACAUGCCAGCCCGACCCCGCCCACUGACUGGCUGCACCAAUAACACUGCAUAACACACAGCCCAAAUCCCAGUGGCUCUCACCCCUAAGUGUCUGUGAGGAGGAUGACAUGGCUGCUGGUGGGCUUGGCUCCAAUGUAUCACCUCAUUCUGAGACCUGUAACUGCUCAGGACACAAGAGGGUAAGCAGGGAAGCCUUCCUUGGGGGCAGACACAAGGUCCCUUCAGCCCCAGUCAUCACAAAACACAGGACCACGCCCAAUGUCAAUGGCUGGAAGAGGGGAGGGAAGCCAGGUGGACAAACACCAGCUCCCCAUUAGCUGUGUGACACUGUCAAGUCCUACCGCUGAGCUUCACUGCCCUACCUGUAACGUGGGAGCCUUCUUGUGAGGACUAGUCCCUGCCUGUGGUCCCUCAGUGAGGAUGAGCUAUGUGGCCACAUCCUCACAGGCACACAGGUAAUGUCCAUGGCCAGUGUAUACUCAUGGCUGUAUUGCCAGGGCCUGGCACAGGCGGUGCUCGAGAAGCACCUACUGGUGAAUGAAAGAACCAGCCUAGUGGAGUCACAAUUCAGCAAGAGAAUCAAAGGCUUUAAAGUGUUCACACUCUAGUACCUCAUAAUCCCACUGUAAGUAGUUUUAAUAUGAGUACCAACAUCACUGGGUGAAUUUUAGUAACCAAAAAUCAACUGAAGAAACAUUUAGAAGUUCAUGAACAAGUGAAGGGUUAAGCAAAUUAGAGCACACCCACCUGGAUGGCACAUUUUGCAGCCAUUGAACACAACUGCUCUACUCAGGAAAAGUUACAUGAACAGAGCCCAGUUAACACAUGGACAUGCACACAGAUAUGCAGACUCAGACACACACAGCAUUAAGUAUACAGUCUAGGAAGAAACAGGUCAGAAUGUUUCCAGGUCUGUCUAUGGCAGGGGUUGUGUAAGGUUUGUGUGUGUUGGUGUGUGUACUUUGUUUUAGCUUUUCUCAAAUGUACCAUAAGUUGCCAGGAGUGGACUUGAGGACAACCUCCUCCUCCUCUGGAAAGCCCAGGUCCCCAAGUGCACACAGGGUGGGGGGCAGGCAGCAAGAGGCAGCCUGUGGGGAGCAAGGAGCUCACAAGAUGCCAAGCUUGUCAACAGAGGCAAGGUGGGCUCUAAAGCACAUCUGCUGUCAUCUGGGAAAUUCCUGCAUGCCGCGUACACCCCAUUUACUCACAUGAGACUUGGGUUCUCCACACAGAGCAAACAGAAAACAGACCAGAAGGGCAGGGAUAUUGCCAGGGGGAACAUGGUCCAACAGCAAAGGGGACUAGGCUCUGCAGAGAGCAGCACCCCAAGGCCCCGGCAGGGAGUGCAGUGAUGCUGAGGGUACAAAGCUGUCUGUGGCCUCUGCACACUCUCAUCCUAGAAGUACCGAGGAGGGCCCCUGCUCCCCUCUCUGAUGCCCACUGAGAAGGACAGGUGUUUUAUAGUUGCUUUA